Molecule: messenger RNA, 825 nt
Organism: Quercus lobata
Lineage: Eukaryota; Viridiplantae; Streptophyta; Magnoliopsida; Fagales; Fagaceae
Exons: 3
Coding region: 1-825 (274 amino acids)
Molecular function (GO): RNA-DNA hybrid ribonuclease activity; nucleic acid binding
Source: RefSeq, a predicted model, not a curated record
AUGGCAAAGCUUGAUGAUGCAGUGUAUUCAUCAGUCAAUUAUUCUAUCAGAACCAAUGAUGACAGCAUAAUUUUCUGUAGAGCUUCCAUUAAGAAUUGUGACCCUUUACAACAUGUUUUGAAUGUCUAUGAAUUGGGUUCGGGUCAACAGUUGAAUAGGGCCAAAACUUCCUUAUAUUUCAGUAGUAACACUGCUCAUGAGGUUCAAGAGGAGAUAAAGUCCAGGUUUGGUGCUCAAGUUAUCAAGCAGCAUGAGAAGUAUUUGGGUUUACCUUCGUUGGUAGGGAAAAAUAGAAAAAAUUCUUUUAAGGAGAUUAAGGACAAGCUGGCUAGGAAAUUGGCAGGAUGGAAUGAAAAGCUUCUUUCUAAGGUGGGGAAAGAAAUUUUGAUCAAGGCCAUGGCCCAAGCAAUACCAACAUACUUUAUGAGCUGUUUUAGGAUCGCGAACUCGCUUUGUGAGGAGAUGACGAGCUUGAUGCAGAAUUUUUGGUGGGGUCAGAAAAAAGAUGAAAGGAAGAUGGCUUGGAUUAGUUGGGAUAAACUUUGUACUCCUAAAUCUCAAGGGGGUGUGGGUUUCAAGCAACUAAAACUGGACUCAGAUGGCUCAUUAAUUGGAGCUUGCAGUAAGAAGCUUCGGAUCCCUCUUGGUGCAGUAGAAGUGGAGGCAAAGGCAGUUGAGUUCGGGUUGCAAUUUUCUAAGGACUUGCUGAUUCAAGACUUCAUUAUGGAGGGUGAUUCAUUGGUGGUGUUCAAUGCCCUUUCAGAGACCUCUCCCUCGCCUUCGUCGAUUGUCUGUGAUUUAUGGUUCUGUAUCUGCUUCCCAUGA